Molecule: messenger RNA, 716 nt
Organism: Vollenhovia emeryi
Lineage: Eukaryota; Metazoa; Arthropoda; Insecta; Hymenoptera; Formicidae
Exons: 1
Coding region: 40-582 (180 amino acids)
Molecular function (GO): catalytic activity
Source: RefSeq, a predicted model, not a curated record
GCAGUAAAGAAGAACAAGAAGGGAAGGGCAGCGGGAGGAAUGAUUUUAGGUAUAAGGAAGGAGGUAGCAAUAACGGAUACAGAGAGAGAGGAGGAGUCAGAGGGAAUCAUGGUAGGUAAGAUAAAAGUAGGUAAGAAGAUAAUCAGGGUGGUAGGACCAUACGUGAAUGGGGACAUGGAGAAGAAGCUAAGUAUACUGGAAGGUUGGAUGGAGCAAAAGGAAGAGGGAGUAAGAACAAUAAUAGGGGGAGAUUUCAAUGCGAGGACGGGAGAGGAAGGGGGAAAGGAAAGUAUAGAAGGAGCAGAUGAGUGGGAGUUCAAGAGAUGCUCGAAGGAUAAGAGGAUAAAUAAGGAAGGAAGGAAACUGAUUCAAAGUAUAAAGGAAAGAGGAUGGUUUAUUUUAAACGGAGGAGAGAGAGGAGACAGGGAGGGAAACUGGACAUACUCAGGAGGAAGAGGCGAGUCAGUCAUCGACUACGUGAUAGUGGAGGAGGAGGCGGAGGAGGAAAUAGAGAGAAUGGAAAUAGUAGACAAGAUUGAUUCGGAGUCAUCAACCAGUAGUGGUAUGGUUGAAGGGGCAUAGGAAAGUAAGAAGAUCGAGGACGGAGAGAGAGGGAGGGAGAGGUGUAUGGGAUGAGGAGGGGAGAGAGGCAUUCAGAGAGAAACUAGGAGAAAUAGGAACAGGAGAAGGAAGAUUAGAUGAAGAAAUAGUUGGAA